Aspergillus eucalypticola CBS 122712 is the source of this 1218-nucleotide messenger RNA. RefSeq lists its product as uncharacterized. The record is from RefSeq and is a predicted model, not a curated record. Bases 128 to 955 code for a protein of 275 amino acids. NCBI's taxonomy places the organism in Eukaryota, Fungi, Ascomycota, Eurotiomycetes, Eurotiales, Aspergillaceae. The transcript has a single exon.
CUUUUCACGAUCUUCUUGCCCGUGCUACUUUCCCCCUCUCCAAAGUUGACGUGUUGUUUAGAGCUCAUCUUAAAAUCAAAUCAAUACCUAUAAUCUUUUACUAUCCCACCGUUACUCAGUACAGAUCAUGGCAGAUGUUCGAUCAUUACUCCGGAAUGAGCUCGCCGCCCGCAAGGGCUCAUCCCAGGCAGGGAGCAGCGCAACGAACCGUGUGACCAAAAAGCGCAAGGUAGACCCAGCAGAUGACUUGAGGCGCAAGAGGAUGAGGGCAAACGUGCCAUCUGGUCCGUCGACCGCGCAUACCGUACAACCACCCAGUGCACGAGCUAUCGAGGAGGAAGAAGAAGAGAUCGAGGGAUCAGAGCAAGACAUCGCCGGACCGCAGCCGCCAUCUGACAUCGCACUUGAGCAGCCAACUGCUCAACCCGAUGUACAGCCAUCAGAUACGUCUCUUGUAGCCGCCGAACCGCCUGCCCCGACCACUCAAACCAUCGAUGAGGAUGAAUGGGCCGCUUUCGAGCGCGAAGUUGUCGCCCCCACCCGCAUGCCGCAUAGACCGGCUGCGCUCGCCGCAGAAGCGACCAUAUCAGCAGCGCCAGUAUCUGCAGACGAGCUCGCUGCCCAGCAGCAGAAAGAGACCGAAGCGAUCAAGAAAAGCCGUGAGGCCGAGGUCGAAGGAGAAAGGGAGGAUGCAGCGCGAUUUAUGGAAGACGAAUUUGAUGAAAUGGAGCAAUUAGAAGAGCGCGUCAGACGUCUGAAGCACAAGCGUGAAGAGCUGAGGAAAUUAAGGACCAUGGAAGAUGCAGAAAUGCAGAGAAUGGACGAACCUCCUUCCGCUGCUAGCCCGUCAGGGGACCAGCAAAAUCCACCUGCAGGCGACGCAAAUGAAGAUGAAGACGAUGAAGACGACGAUGAUGAUUAUGACGAUGACUGGGACAAUUGGAGAUUCAAAUGAAUUUAACGCGGCUAAGGGUCGGGUGUGGGAAAUACAGGCGUCAUUUCAUACGAGGGAGGUCCCGGACUUUUCUUACUUACAGUGAUACCCAAUAAGCUAUGUGAAAUCACAGGCCAUUGCUCUUAAUUUUCUUAAUGGGCCACAUUACACUUUUUAUCGGCGUGGGCGAUAUCCCGUGUUUCAUGAUGGGGCAGCGACAUAUUGUACUCUUAACAUACUAUCUACGAUGAAACUCCUAUAUGCGACAGAAUGUAUACUGGAAC